AAAGUUACAAUUAAAGAAAAUUCAAGAAUUAAAGAUCAAGCAUCAAUAUCAGAGAGCUGAAAUCAUUACAAUCAUCACAAUCACUACAGAAACUAGUAAUAAUAGUGAUGUUGAAUUUGAUGAUGAGUUCAGCAACAAUAAGAGCAGUAAUGUAAUUAUUGAUGUUGUAGAAGCAAGCAAC
Ambispora gerdemannii is the source of this 181-nucleotide messenger RNA. The record is from the annotation of a GenBank genome assembly. NCBI's taxonomy places the organism in Eukaryota, Fungi, Glomeromycota, Glomeromycetes, Archaeosporales, Ambisporaceae.